Toxorhynchites rutilus septentrionalis is the source of this 2409-nucleotide messenger RNA. RefSeq lists its product as uncharacterized. Lineage: Eukaryota; Metazoa; Arthropoda; Insecta; Diptera; Culicidae. The transcript is spliced from 9 exons. Gene Ontology annotation, biological process: proteolysis. Gene Ontology annotation, molecular function: serine-type endopeptidase activity. The coding region runs from base 391 to 2301 and encodes 636 amino acids. The record is from RefSeq and is a predicted model, not a curated record.
UCGGCGCUUGCGAGUGGAAGUAGUGAUCGCGUGUUUGCGUUUCGUUCGCGGGAGAUUUGGCCGGGAACCGUGGCAUUAAGGUGUUUAUGUUUGAUGUUCAUGUAGUCAAAAUCAAAUAUCCAAAAAUAUGACAGCUGGCGGUUGAGUGUUAUAGCGUGUUUCCGAUAAACUCGCACUUGAAGAACUAAAUCCAACAUUUUUUAUCAUCUUCUGCCAUAAUCACUAGUGAAGUUUAAUUGUGCAUCUGCUGUGGAAUUUGUUACGCUGCUCAACCAGAGAACCGUAAUAAAGUUAAAAAUCAACAAUCAAGCAAACGACAAAACUGACAAAAAAACGAAGAAAGGAAGCGAGAAAACCGUCGUCGUUCUCAUCAUCAAGAAUUCAAAUGAGAUGCAAAUUCUACCAGUGAUAAUGCGAUUAUUAGUGAUUUUAAGUGUUUCGCUGACCGUGGCUCGAGCGGGUACUCUUGUGUCCUAUUCUGAUGCUGUAAAUGGAACCCUUGCCACUAUUGGUGGCGCUGGUGACACGGGAGUUAACAGCGGCAGCGCGAGAAAUCUCAACGGUGGUGCCUUUUUAGUGCUGAAACGGCCACCGAAUCCGGUCGUGGUUUCCAGUGUAGGAUUACCGAGGCAAAGGUCAAUUCAGGAUGCAAGUCUGGUUGGUGCGCAGUCGGGGGCAGCUUCGCCGGCAGUAUCGGAGAGGAAUGUCUAUCGGACAAAGUUGUCGAAGCUGAAGCUGAUAUUGUUGGCCGAUAUGUUGAAUGAAAUUCCGCCACAGCUGGAAUUAAUCACCUGUUUGGCGAAUUCGUCGAGUAUCAACGUUACCACUAAACACUGCGACUGUGAGAGCUACUCGUGCAAGGACUUGCUGACAUUAUCGUCGGGUUCUUCACCUCUCAACUCGGUCAAUCAGAGAAAACUCCACACAACGUGCGGUGAAUUUUGCUGUCGGAAGAAAAAAUUCAAUCGCUCGAUCGACCCCACGAUUCAGAAUGCCGUCGCCGCGGUGUUCCGUCAUAAUUCCUUCGUGUCAACCCGUAAUCAGCCUCAACCGUCGGCCGGCGUGAUGUCCCCACCCUCGUCAGGGAUCCUCGUCAGAGCGACGAACAGCUCAGCCCCAGCGCCUCAACCCGCGGCACGACAGCGGCGUUGGAAUUGCGAAGGUAGCAUUGUCAAUCAAAUGGCAAUUUCGAGCAACGGGAAGGGCCGAAGCGGCAUUGACCAAUCCCAGCCGACGCAGCAUCAGCAGCAGGAGCAGUUUCCCUGGCUUUAUCGAGUGAUUUUAAUUGAAAGAGAGGUCACAAUUUGCGCCGGGUCGUUAAUCCAUCCGAAUGUGCUGUUAACCACUGCAGUCUGCGUGAUAAACAAAAAUCCGGAACAACUAAUAGCGCGACGUCGGCCAGCGAAAAAUGAUCGACUAAAUUCAACAACACCUGCCGUGGAAAUGCCGUCCCGUGCCGUUCGAAAGAUUAUUAUGCCAGACCAGUUCAUGACCACAUUUGAGCGUCUCGAGAAUAAUGUUGCCCUUCUCGUGCUACACUCAGCUAAACAAUUGCAGACGACCGCUAAUGAGGAGGACUCGGAACGAAGGCCCAACGAGCAGAAUCUUAGCUACCCAAGUAGCACAUCAUCUUCCACCUCGGAGCAACAGUCUUCAAUUUCUUCAACCCCCCAAAGUAACACCAACCAAGAAGACCACCACCGACGGGAGCAUGGCUACGCUACAUUACCGGUGGCCACCACCGGUAGCGAACGAACGCUCCUGGAGCCUUCGCCGUAUAUUUGCUUAUCAUCAGUUAUAAAUUAUUCUUCAGCGUUUUCUAAUGUUUGUCAAACUUACUCCUGGCGGAAGAUGCGGAAAAGUGCUGCUGCUGGCCAACGAUCCGGCAACAGGAGACAGCGCCGGAAUCACCGGCAGCGACAGCGAAGCUAUCAUCAACAGCAUCAGCAGCAGCAGCAGCUGGUUCGUAGCGACGAUGGCGCUAAUUACAUAACGGCAAAUAUUAGCAUUUUUCCGGGUAGCAGCGGCGAAUGCCAACGAGAGCAUCGGGACUAUCUCCAGCAUCAGGGGAAUCUGUGUGCCGGACCGGUGGACAAAAGUCGCAGCUUAAACGUGGACCUGAGCGGAUCGCCCUUAAUUUGCACUGAAUUCGGGCAGGAUGGAAAGGCACGCGUCGAGUUGCGAGGCAUCCUCACAUGGUCCACGGAUAUCAACCGGGCGCCGCAUCUGUUCACCAACAUUACGACCUAUCGAAGCUGGAUCGAGAAUGAGCUCAACAAUUUGGACCAACUGGAGCUGUAACCAACGGUGCUAUCGGAUUAACAACCAACCCACACGUGUUGGCUAGUGAGAUUGAACUUUGAGUGAUAAGUGAAUUUUCGCGGCAAUAAAUGUGCUUUUAUUAUUAUA